UUGUACCGCAUCGAAAGGCAAACGAGAGCAUUAAAAAAAACCCUGCGUGACAGCGUCAGACAUUCGCAGCGAAGAAAAGUGCGAAAUUAAAAAUAAGAAUUUUUCUCCGUUGUGCAGCGUUGUGUUCCGUUUCAUAUUUACAAAACAAAUACAAUAUCUCAAAGAUUGAUUUCGCGUAACAUUCAACGAAAAUGACAACCAGUUUUAAAGUGAAACGCGAACCAGGAACGAGACAAUUCAUUUUGAUCAACGAAGAAAAUUUGAUUAAAGAAGUCCGAAAGCGACCAAUUUUAUACGAUAAAUCCUUGAAAGGCUACCGAAAACCAUCGUCUCGCGAACAGUCUUGGAGAGAAGUUGCUUAUGCUUUGAAUUGUACGCCUGAGGAGAGUAAAAAGCGAUGGAGAAGCCUUCGCGAUGCAUUUAUGAAACAGUGCAAACAGAAUGCCAACGAUGACAUGUACGGCAAUCCAAAGAAAAAGAAGUGGCUGUUUUACGAUCUCAUGAAGUUCUUAUCUCCAUACCUGGAUGCCACUGUGUCGCCAGACGAUUCAUAUAAGAUGGAAGUGCAGUACGUGGAGGAAUACGAGCAAACCGAUGAAACGAAUUUCUACAAAGAGGGCGACUGUAAAUUUCAAACUUACAUCAAAAGUGAACAGAAACCAGCUCCAAAUGAAGCGAACGACGAUAGUAUCAGUAACGAUCCAGAUGAAAUCAUCGAACAAGACGCCGAAGAACAGGAAUCGUACGAAUUGUACGAACGUACCGAUGGAGGAGAAGUGUUUGCCGGACCGAUUGUUAUCAAUCAAAGUGACACCGAACACGAAAGCACCAAUUCACAGAUUCAAAUUGUGUACUGUAACGAAAAGGAACCGAAACCGCCGACUCCGCGCAAAAGUGAAGCAACACAGGUCAGAUAUUCCAUCACCGAUCCGGAUGAACGAUUUCUGCUGAGCUGUGCACCGAUUUUAAAACGUUUGUCGCAGAAGAAAAAUUCGUUGGCGCGGGUUAAAGUGCAAGAAUUGUUAUACCAAAUCGAAUUUGGAGAUACUUAAUGGAUUGGCUGUAAUGAAUGGAACUAAUUUAUGUGCCGCACUUAUUAAAUGGAAUAAAUCAAUUUACAA
Molecule: messenger RNA, 1121 nt
Organism: Bradysia coprophila
Lineage: Eukaryota; Metazoa; Arthropoda; Insecta; Diptera; Sciaridae
Biological process (GO): regulation of transcription by RNA polymerase II
Cellular component (GO): nucleus; transcription regulator complex
Molecular function (GO): DNA binding
Source: RefSeq, a predicted model, not a curated record